AGGCGAAGACUGAAGAGAGUAGCACCGCCUGCGGACUUUGAGACUUGCUUGAGAGAGAGUUCGUCCAAUCGUGAAAUUAUAGAAAAGAUUAACAGCUAUUUUAUUUUAGUUUUUGUUUUUAUUUAAUUUGGGAAGAAAAUAACAGGUAAAAUAGAAAGUGUUUUCCAAUUCCAAACUCAGUCACACAGAGAAAGCGAGAGAUUGAGAAAAAAUGACGACCCGAAUAGCGCCGGGUGUGGGAGCGAACUUGCUGGGACAACACUCGGCCGAGAGGAACCAAGACGCCACUGCAUAUGUUGGAAAUCUUGACCCUCAGGUUUCUGAGGAGUUACUAUGGGAGUUAUUUGUUCAAGCUGGCCCUGUUGUUAAUGUGUAUGUUCCUAAAGAUAGAGUGACGAACCUUCAUCAAGGAUAUGGAUUUGUGGAAUUCCGAAGUGAAGAAGAUGCUGAUUAUGCAAUCAAGGUGCUUAAUAUGAUUAAACUUUAUGGGAAGCCAAUCCGUGUAAAUAAGGCAUCACAAGAUAAAAAGAGUCUGGAUGUGGGGGCAAACCUUUUCAUUGGAAACCUUGACCCUGAUGUGGAUGAGAAACUUCUUUAUGAUACUUUCAGUGCCUUUGGGGUCAUAGUUACAAAUCCGAAGAUAAUGAGAGAUCCAGAUACAGGAAAUUCUCGUGGUUUUGGUUUUAUUAGCUAUGAUUCCUUUGAGGCAUCUGAUGCAGCAAUUGAGGCAAUGAAUGGUCAAUAUCUUUGCAAUCGUCAAAUAACAGUUUCAUAUGCAUAUAAGAAAGACACAAAAGGGGAGCGUCAUGGUACUCCAGCAGAGAGAGUUUUGGCUGCAAGCAAUCCUAGUUCAAAGAGCAGGCCUCAUACACUAUUUGCCAGCGGGCCUCCAACACUUACAAAUGGUCCCCAGGCCAACGGUACUUUGGGUGGUCCGGUGCCUCCACGGCCCUUUGCAAAUGGUGCUGCUAUACCAGUUCCUGUUCCUACACUCCGCCCACCAACCCCUCAAGGUUUGGCCUACCCAACCAUGCAGGUAGCUGGACAACCGACAUGGCAAGGUCAGCCACAACAACCAGGUCAAACAGUCCCAGCACAUAUGAUGCCUCCACCUCCAGUUCAGCAAUUCAGACCUCCUCCCCCAAGCAUGCCACCACCACCGCCACAGGCGGGCAUGGCUCCUCCAAGGUCUCUUCCACCUCCCAUGGGAAUGGGUGCCCCACCACCAAAUUGGCGACAACCGCCUCCUCCCCCUCAGCAGAGGCCCCUUAUGUUUCCACAGGGAUCAAUUCCACCCCCUCCCCCUCCCAGCAAUCCUCCACCACCUCCUCCAGCUUCAACUUAAUCUUGAACUAAUCCUCCUCCCCCUCCCCGUCUUAAAUUCAUUGAUGCAGGGUAUUUUGUGUUUAUUUCUAUAGUAGCGGAACAAACUACUGAAAGAGGUACAACUAUUCAAAGAGCUGAAUUUUUGGUCAAUUUGUGAAUUCGUAAACUCCAAUAUGUAAUUUUGUAAAAGUAAUUCAGUCUUUUCUUCUGUGCAUUAGGGCUUUCUGGAGUGGCAAAGAUCUAUUAUAUGUAUCCCCCGAUCAAAAGGGUCUGUAGCUUGAACUCGCUGUGCUCGAAGCGACCGUUUUAACUAGUUCAGCUUUAUGUUAAUUUUUCAUAUUAUUUUUA
Ziziphus jujuba (common jujube) is the source of this 1674-nucleotide messenger RNA. RefSeq lists its product as uncharacterized. Gene Ontology annotation, cellular component: U12-type spliceosomal complex; nucleolus. The record is from RefSeq and is a predicted model, not a curated record. Gene Ontology annotation, biological process: positive regulation of mRNA splicing, via spliceosome. NCBI's taxonomy places the organism in Eukaryota, Viridiplantae, Streptophyta, Magnoliopsida, Rosales, Rhamnaceae. The transcript is spliced from 9 exons. Gene Ontology annotation, molecular function: RNA binding. Bases 212 to 1345 code for a protein of 377 amino acids.